Molecule: messenger RNA, 786 nt
Organism: Aspergillus nidulans FGSC A4
Lineage: Eukaryota; Fungi; Ascomycota; Eurotiomycetes; Eurotiales; Aspergillaceae
Product: non-canonical purine NTP pyrophosphatase
Exons: 6
Coding region: 75-626 (183 amino acids)
Biological process (GO): deoxyribonucleoside triphosphate catabolic process; nucleoside triphosphate catabolic process
Cellular component (GO): cytoplasm; nucleus
Molecular function (GO): dITP diphosphatase activity; XTP diphosphatase activity; ITP diphosphatase activity
Source: RefSeq, a predicted model, not a curated record
AGGACUAGGUCGUCCACCACAGCAUUAUAAUUAUUACUUCCAAGGACACUGCUCCUCACCGUCAACGGAUAAUAAUGAAGACUAUCAAUUUCAUUACCGGGAACAAGAAUAAAUUAGCUGAAGUCAGAGCUAUAAUAGGCAACGUGGUUGACGUCCAGAACCAAACAGUCGACGUACCUGAGAUACAAGGCACUAUUGAAGAAAUAGCAAAAGAGAAGUGCAGGCAUGCCGCCAACGCAGUGGGAGGCCCAGUAUUGACCGAAGAUACUGCUUUAGGUUUUCAUGCUCUGAAAGGCCUGCCUGGGCCGUACAUCAAAUUCUUUCUUGAGGCAUUGGGUCAUGAGGGGCUGAACAAAAUGCUGGACGGCUUUGAGUCGAGAGGAGCAGAAGCCGUGUGUACUUUUGCAUUCUCCCCAGGCCCGGGAUCGGAGCCAAUUCUAUUUCAGGGACGAACGGAGGGAGUUAUUGUAAGCCCCAGGGGACCGGCAAAUUUUGGUUGGGACCCAAUAUUCGAGUAUGAAGGCCAGACGUACGCAGAGAUGACCAAGGAGGAAAAGAACAAAAUAUCUCACAGAUACAAAGCUCUCGUCAAGCUACAGCAGUGGUUGGUUGACGAACUAUCAUAACUCAGAGCCGCGACAUGAAAACGUUACAGGCUUCCUAGUACCUAAUCUGAAUUCUUUGACUGGUCGCUUUUCCAGUUCUCUAUCCAGGAAGCUAUUCUAGCGCAAUUGGCUUCUACGUCGCCGUCCUCUUCACUAUUUAGUUCAACCACAAUCUCUUCAU